This is a messenger RNA of Triticum turgidum subsp. durum (durum wheat), 486 nucleotides long. The record is from the annotation of a GenBank genome assembly. NCBI's taxonomy places the organism in Eukaryota, Viridiplantae, Streptophyta, Magnoliopsida, Poales, Poaceae.
AUGGUUCUCAAGACAGAGCUCUGCCGUUUCAGCGGUGCCAAGAUAUACCCAGGGAAGGGUAUCAGAUUCAUCCGCUCAGACUCUCAAGUCUUCCUUUUCUCCAACUCAAAGUGCAAGAGCUACUUCCACAACCGUCUCAAGCCAGCUAAACUCGCAUGGACGGCCAUGUACAGGAAGCAGCACAAGAAGGAUAUUCAUGCUGAGGCUUCAAAGAAGAGGCGCCGCACCACCAAGAGGCCGUAUUCCAGGUCAAUUGUAGGUGCUUCCCUUGAAGUUAUCCAGAAGAAGAGAGCUGAGAAGCCGGAGGUCCGUGAUGCAGCCAGGGAAGCAGCUCUGCGUGAGAUCAAGGAGCGGAUUAAGAAGACCAAGGAUGAGAAGCGAGCAAAGAAGGUGGAGGUGACAAAAUCCCAGAAGACCACCGGCAGAGGCAACGCCCCCAAACCUGGAAAGGCCCCCAAGCUUGGCGGUGGUGGCGGGAAGCGCUAG